AUGUCUCUCGCUCGUGCCAUGACAAGGCGCAUCAAGCGGACAGAAGAGCCGAAGGACUCCACGGUGUCGCCGACUCGCAGCCAGAGUGUCAAAAUGGCCAACAACAACUUUGACCGUUCCAAGAUCUCUCUUCCUAUCGCCCUGGUGUCGACUACCAACAUGCUUUCGUACAAUGCGCCCGACAUCUCGACCCUCAGGAAUGUCUCCUCUUCAACUUCCCUCAGCCACUCCUCGGCGGACGACUCGGACCACAGUGUGUCAACACGCUCCCGGGCCUCUUCGCAUGGUUCAAGAGACACCACCCUAACUGAUGCCUCUUCUGUGGCGUCUUCACCCAUCUCGCCCGCGCCCAACCACCUUUCCGGCUACUUUUCAUCCUCUGGCAAGCAACUGAAGAAGUCCGCCUCAACUACGAGUCUCAAGCAAGUCAAGGAGGAGACUGUAGAGGCAGUGCCUGCUAUUCCCCAGAGGGCUCUCUCGCACAGCAAAAAGGCACAUGAGCGUUUGGCGCACAAGCGAUCGCUUCAGAAUGUCAGCACUCGUGGCAGCAUGAACUCGCGUGGAAGCGUCGGUUCUGCACGCCACUCGCGCGAACAGCGAUCAUCGCUCGACAUGUUCAAGGGCACGAUUGAAGAGGAGGACCACCCCUUUGGCCGUGAACUCGAGCAACUGAACGAAGUCGUCGAGGAGUUUGGCGGCGUAGUACGAGAUGCAGAGACCGAAGCGGACAUUUCCAUCAUGCGCUCGAAAAACCUCGCCGCUUUCUGCGCUGCCGACUACCUCUCAGAGAUCCGCCCACUAUUCAGCCAUCGAUUCGCCAUCAAACACCAACCCGCACCCAUGGCCUGGAUUUGA
Alternaria incomplexa is the source of this 855-nucleotide messenger RNA. RefSeq lists its product as uncharacterized. Bases 1 to 855 code for a protein of 284 amino acids. The transcript has a single exon. The record is from RefSeq and is a predicted model, not a curated record. NCBI's taxonomy places the organism in Eukaryota, Fungi, Ascomycota, Dothideomycetes, Pleosporales, Pleosporaceae.